AUGUCGGCUACCUUUACAGAAAGAGGCCAAGGGAGCCAGAUUCCUCCAUGUGACAGAGGAGGCCAUGCAUGGACAUUUUUAGUUGGAGCCGCAAUGAUUGAGGGUCUAAUGUGGGGCAAAGAUCGUUCUAACUUUAAUUCAGGAUUUCCAUUGACAUUUGGAAUCUUUCAAACCUUUUAUUUCACUCAUCCACCUUUUGAAAGCAACAAGUACCUGCCAGUGGUCGGAACGCUGGCUACAGGUAUCUCAUAUCUUGCGACGCCACUCAUCACACCUUUUACGAUCAGAUAUCCCAUGUAUCGAAAGUACAUGAUUUGGUUCGGAUGGCUCACCUGUAUCAUAGCGCUCAUUGGAAGUAGCUUUGCUACCAAGUUAUCCCAUUUAAUAAUUACACAAGGGCUUCUAUAUGGACUUGGGUUUGUGGUGAUCUACUACCCCCUCUUGAGCAUGCUCAACGAGUGGUUCGUUAAACGCCGGGGCCUUGCUUAUGGGAUUUUGUUCGGAGCAGCAGGGUUAUGUGGCCUUGGUCUUCCCUUUGCUAUCGAUAAAUUGCUUCACACAUAUGGAUAUGUGAUGACUCUCAGGAUAUAUGCGGUCGCUAUUUUUGUCCUCGUCGGUCCAGCUCUCCCUCUUUUACAGAAUCGCCUCUCACCAGAUAUUUCUUGCUUUGAAGAAACGAACCCAGAUACCGCAAUCUUCGCUAAAGUGCCUUUUCUUAGUAUGACGCUAUCCAACGUCUUCCAGGGCCUCGUUUUCUUCUUGCCAGGUAUCUACUUGCCUUCAUACGCGACUUCUUUUGCGUCGCCCCGAACAAAUGCCCCUUUAUUACUCUCCUUUUUAACUCUCUCUCAAACCCUCAGCCAAGUGGUUAUAGGCCAGCUCUCCGAUAAUUACAACCCUUAUCUCUUACUUUUCCUCUCUACCUUUCUUUCAUCUUUGUGUAUCCUUGUCUUGUGGGGUUUUAGCAAUUGCCUUGCACUAUUAUAUGUAUUCGCUGUUCUAUAUGGCAUCUCAGCAGGAGGAUAUAGCGUAUUAUAUAGUAGAUUUGCUACACACUUGACGGAUAAUAGAGCAACAGGAUUGUGGCUUUAUUCUAUUUUCGAGUUUCAAAGGGGCAUCGGAAAUGUGAUUGGUGGUUUGGCGGGCGGAUUCUUAGUCGUGGAUGAAGCAGGUUUAGUUGACGGGAUGUAUGGGCUUGGAAAAUAUAUGGGUGUUAUAGCAUUUGCGGGAAUUGGCAUGCUCACUAGUUCUUUAGGGGCGAUGGGCCACUUUUGGAAAGGGAAACAACAUAAUGUGAUGUAGAAGUCAAUGCUCGCGUGCUGUUGAGCUAGGGUGGCACCGCCAAUCUUUAGUAGACCUGGUGCUGGAAAGCUAAACCACGAAGGAAUGGAACGGGGAAAUGUGUGAAGCUGUUAUGAAAUCACCUUAGCAAAGAUGUACAUACACCCGGCAGACUGAUGCUGAAUUGCUGGUCGAGAACUCGAUCCUCUUCGCCCUUCCUGUCUCGCUGCGCCACCCGUUUCCAUCUAUGGUCCUCCUCAACUCC
Molecule: messenger RNA, 1546 nt
Organism: Hyaloscypha bicolor E
Lineage: Eukaryota; Fungi; Ascomycota; Leotiomycetes; Helotiales; Hyaloscyphaceae
Product: MFS general substrate transporter
Exons: 6
Coding region: 1-1302 (433 amino acids)
Biological process (GO): transmembrane transport
Cellular component (GO): fungal-type vacuole membrane
Molecular function (GO): transmembrane transporter activity
Source: RefSeq, a predicted model, not a curated record